This is a messenger RNA of Phyllostomus discolor (pale spear-nosed bat), 1539 nucleotides long. RefSeq names its product cylicin 2 (gene CYLC2). Gene Ontology annotation, cellular component: nucleus. NCBI's taxonomy places the organism in Eukaryota, Metazoa, Chordata, Mammalia, Chiroptera, Phyllostomidae. The record is from RefSeq and is a predicted model, not a curated record. Gene Ontology annotation, molecular function: structural constituent of cytoskeleton. The transcript has 5 exons. Bases 1 to 1539 code for a protein of 512 amino acids.
AUGUCUGUACCAAGAUUCCAAAAAGUAAACUUUGGGGCACAAGAUAAUUAUAUUCCAGUCAGUGAAUUAAGCAAAAAAUCAUGGAAUCAACAACACUUUUCCCUAGAAUUUCCCAAACCAAUGCGGCCAGGAAGAAAAAUAAGAUCAAGACCUUCCCAAUUACAAGAUAAUACAGUUUCUAAAUAUGAUGAAGACCAAUUAACGGGAGGUUCUAGACGACCGUUAUGGAUGCACCAGUCUUUAAUGAAGAUUUCCGAAAGACCAUCAGUUUAUUUAGCUGCCAGGAGACAGCCUCUAUAUAAAGCAACUCAUCGCCCCAGUGUAGAGAGUAAGAGAGAGAAAGAAGACAAGGGCAAAUUAGAUUCAGUAGCUGAAUCCACAGACUCACGGGAGUCAAAAAAAUCUAUGAAAGAUUCAAAGAAAGAGCAGCGCAAGGGCUCAGAUAUAGAAUCAGAAAGUGAAAAAGGAGACACAAAGAAAGACUCAAAAAAACAUAAGAAAAGUUCAAAGAAGGAUAAGGGGUCUGGUUCAGAAUCAGAAGGGGAAAAAGGAGACUCAAAGAAAGACUCAAAAAAACAUAAGAAAAGUUCAAAGAAGGACAAGGGGUCUGGUUCAGAAUCAGAAGGGGAAAAGGGGGACACAAAGAAAGAUUCAAAAAAAGAUAAAGGUUCAAAGAGAAGCAAGGGGUCACCUGCAGAAUCAGAAGAGGAAAAAGGAGACACAAUGAAAGCCUCCAAAAGAGAUAGAAGUUCAAAGAGAAGCAAGAGGUCACCUGCAGAAUCUGAAGAGGAAAAAGAAGACACAAAGAAAGCCUCCAAAAGAGAUAGAAGUUCAAAGAGAAGCAAGGAGUCAACUACAGAAUCUGAAGAGGAAAAAGGAGACACAAAGAAAGCCUCCAAAAAAGAUAAAGGUUCAAAGAAAACCAAGGGGUCAGCUGUAGAAUUUGGAGAGGAAAAAGGAGACACAAAGAAAGCCUCCAAAAGAGAUAGAAGUUCAAAGAGAAGCAAGGAGUCAACUACAGAAUCUGAAGAGGAAAAAGGAGACACAAAGAAAGCCUCCAAAAAAGAUAAAGGUUCAAAGAAAACCAAGGGGCCAGCUGUAGAAUUUGGAGAGGAAAAAGGAGACACAAAGAAAGCCUCCAAAAAAGAUAAAGGUUCAAAGAGAAGCAAGGAGUCAACUACAGAAUCUGAAGAGGAAAAAGGAGACACAAAGGAACUCCGAAGAGAUAAAAGUUCAAAGAAGGGCAAGAAGUCAGCUGUAGAAUCUGGAGAUGCAACAAUAGAUGCAAAAGAGGAUAAAGGUGAGGAAAAAGAUACAACAAAAUCCAGUGAAAAAGGUGAUGAAUCAAAGGGUAAGAAAGAGUCCAAGAAAGAUGCCAAGAAAAGUUCCAAGAAAGAUGUCAAAGCAGAUGGUGACCCAGAAUCUGCUGAUGUGAAGGAUGAAAAGAAAGAUUCCAAGAAGGAAUUAAAGAAAUCAAAGAAGGAAUCAAAGAAGGAAUCAAAGAAGGAAUCAAAGAAGGAAUCAAAGAAGGGCAAGUAG